GACAGCAUUACCAUUCUGUGUCACUGAUCCGUCCAAGGGACCUCUGCACUCAGUUACCAGGACGCGAUUGAGACACGGAGAAUGGGGCUUUGGGCUUUGGCGAUUCUGACAGUUCCCAUAUAUUUCACAGUAACAAAGAGCAGUAAACCAUUCUGGGGUCUGGAAAAUGAGGCUUUAAUUGUGAGAUGCCCCGAAAGCAGUGGCUCCCUUUAUCCUGUGGAAUGGUAUUACUUAACUACAAAUGAAAGUAUUCCUACUCAAAAACGAAAUCGGAUCUUUGUCUCAAGAGAUCGUCUGAAGUUCCUACCAGCCAGAGUGGAGGACUCUGGGAUUUAUGCUUGCAUUAUCAGAAGUCCCAAGUUGAAUACGACUGGAUACAUGAAUGUCACCAUACAUAGACAGGCACCAGGCUGCAAUAUUCCUGAUUAUUUGAUGUACUCAACAGUAGCUGGAUCAGAAAAAAAUUCCAAGAUAACUUGUCCAACGAUUAGACUCUAUAACUGGACAGCACCUGUCCAGUGGUUUAAGAACUGCAGAGCUCUGCAAGGCCCAAAGUACAGGGCACAUAGAUCCUACUUGUUCAUUAACAAUGUGAGGCAAGAUGAUGAAGGAGACUACACAUGUAAAUUCACCCACACUGAGAAUGGAACCACUUACAUGGUGACUGCAACCAGAUCAUUCACAGUGGAAGAAAAAGGCUUUUCUGUGUUUCCAGUAAUUACUGCUCCUCCACACAACAAAACAAUAGAAGUGGAAAUGGGAAAAACAGUGAACAUCACCUGCUCAGCUUGCUUUGGUAAAGGCUCUCAGUUCUUGACUGAUGUCCUGUGGCAGAUUAAUAAAAGGAAUGUUGGAAAUUUUGGCGAAGAAAGAAUUCAAGAGGAGAAAGAACAAAAUCAAAGUUCCAGCAAUGACAUGGAUUGUUUAACCUCAGUGUUAAGGAUAACUGAUGUGACAGACAAGGACUUGUUCCUGAACUAUGACUGCCUGGCCCUGAGUCACCAUGGCAUCAUAAGGCACACUGUAAGACUGAGAAGAAAGCAGCCAGCUGAUCAUCAAAGCACCUACUACAUAGUUGUGGGAUGUAGUGUAUUGCUCAUGCUUGUCAAUGUCUUGGUGAUAGUCUUAAAAGUGUUCUGGAUUGAGAUUGCUCUGUUCUGGAGGGACAUAGCAACACCUUACAAAACUCAAAAUGAUGGCAAGCUCUAUGAUGCUUACGUCAUUUACCCGCGGGUCUUCAGGGGCGGCUCAGCAGGGACAAGCUCCAUGGAGUACUUUGUUCAUCACACUCUGCCUGAUGUUCUUGAAAAUAAAUGUGGCUACAAGUUAUGCAUUUAUGGGAGAGACCUGCUGCCUGGACAAGAUGCAGCCACUGUAGUGGAAAGCAGUAUCCAGAGCAGCAGAAGACAGAUGUUUGUCCUGGCCCCUCGCAUGAUGCACAGCAAAGAGUUUGCUUAUGAACAGGAGGUUGCCCUACACAGUGCCCUCAUCCAGAACAACUCCAAGGUGAUUCUUAUUGAAAUGGAGCCUCUGGGUAAAGCCAGCCGACUGCAGGCUGGGGACCUUCAAGAUUCUCUCCAGCACCUUGUGAAAAUGCAGGGGACCAUCAAGUGGAGGGAAGACCAUGUGGCCAACAAGCAGUCUCUAAGCUCCAAAUUUUGGAAGCAUGUGAGGUACCAAAUGCCAGUGCCAAACAGACUCCCCAAGUUGGCAUCUAGUGCAGCUCCUCAGAGUGACAAGACAUGCUUGGACCUGAAACACUUCUGAGUUGUGGACCUGACCAGCCAGAGUUGGGUGUGUUCCAGUAGCAGGCAGUGAAGUGGAGCUGUGGAGACUUGGGAUGUCAAGGGUCGCAGCUUCAGGUCCCAGCUAACAAACUAUGCUAGUUCAAUUUCCUAUUUGUGGAUGGGACCAUCC
Molecule: messenger RNA, 1917 nt
Organism: Onychomys torridus (southern grasshopper mouse)
Lineage: Eukaryota; Metazoa; Chordata; Mammalia; Rodentia; Cricetidae
Gene: Il33r
Product: interleukin 1 receptor like 1
Exons: 10
Coding region: 82-1767 (561 amino acids)
Biological process (GO): signal transduction
Molecular function (GO): interleukin-1 receptor activity; interleukin-33 receptor activity; interleukin-33 binding
Source: RefSeq, a predicted model, not a curated record